CUACUUUUUCUAAAAUAAAGAGUAUUAUAUAUUGAUUCGUGGAAAAAUACAUAUAACGUACAGAUUGAUAUGAAGAAAAUUGUCGUAUUUGGCGCCACGGGAAAUACCGGCUUGUGUUCCCUAGAGUAUGCAGUGAAAUCAGGCUACAAAAUAAGAGCAUUUGUUAGAAGUGAGAAUAAAAUUCCUGAUCAUCUUCGAGAUAAAGUUGAACCAAUCGUUGGAGAUGUAACAAAGGCUGAAAUAGUUUCAGAAGCUAUUUCUGGAAUGGAUGGAGUUGUUGUGGUACUUGGUACCAGAGAUGAAAUUAAGCCAACAACUGUUAUGUCUGAGGGUAUGAAGAAUAUCAUUGAUGCUAUGAAAACACAUAAUGUACAGGUGGUUUCUGUAUGCUUAUCAGCAUUUUUAUUUUAUACUCCUGAAAAAGUUCCUACGAUAUUUAAAGAUCUUAAUGAUGACCACCAAAGAAUGUUUGAUCUUGUUAAGCAAUGUGGAUUAAAGUGGAUCGCUGUUUUACCACCACGUAUAACAGAACUACCCAGUUCUAAAUAUACUAUUAAAUAUGAUGAAUCACCAGGGCAUACUAUUUCUAAGUAUGAUUUGGGUGAAUUUUUAGUCAAAAGCCUAGUGCAGCCAGAAUAUUAUAAAAAAGUUUGCGGGAUUGCAACGAAUUCUUAA
Molecule: messenger RNA, 675 nt
Organism: Ceratosolen solmsi marchali
Lineage: Eukaryota; Metazoa; Arthropoda; Insecta; Hymenoptera; Agaonidae
Product: flavin reductase (NADPH)
Exons: 5
Coding region: 70-675 (201 amino acids)
Molecular function (GO): biliverdin reductase [NAD(P)H] activity; riboflavin reductase (NADPH) activity
Source: RefSeq, a predicted model, not a curated record